CAUUGGUUUUAAAGUGUAGACACCUUUGUGCAAUUAAAGAUAACAUAAUGUCAAUAUGUUGACCUGUGUAAACUUUGCUUCUAGACUCUAUGUCAUGUUUGCUGUAGCAAUGCAAAUGUGUGUCUCGACUUCAAGCGUUGAGACGUUCAUUAGUGGCGUGUAUUGAUGUUGAUACGUUGAUACGUUCAUUAGUGGCGUGUAUUGUUGUUGAUACGUUGAUACGUUCAUCAGUGGCGUGUAUAGAUGUUGAUACGUUGAUACGUUCAUUAGUGGCGUGUAUUGAUGUUGAUACGUUGAUACGUUCAUCAGUGGCGUGUAUAGAUGUUGAUACGUUGAUACGUUCAUUAGUGGCGUGUAUUGAUGUUGAUACGUUGAUACGUUCAUCAGUGGCGUGUAUUGAUGUGUUUCUAUUUGACAUAUACAGAAAGAAAUAUUAUAGCGUAGUCUUUUAGGAUUAAGUUUUUUCCAAAGUGAACGAAUAUCUAAGAAAAGAACUAGCGAUAAAAAAAAACGACACACUAUAUGUGUCGCUCAGUGAUGCCAAAUAUAGUGUUCUCUUAAGUGGAAGUCUUUAAUUAUAUUUUAAUCAAAGUUUAUAAGGUAUAAACAGUAUCAACUGAUUGAGAUACUCUAGUUUUUUGUUAUAUUCAAGAAGAUUCAGAGACUAUGUUCGCAUAUGGUCGAGACCAUCUUCUUGACUUAAGGAAUAUUGUUCUACGCUCGAAUUAGUUGCAAUUGAAAAAGGCAAAUGCAAAUUAUUGCAAAUUAAUAUUGUACUUAUAUUGUAUUACUACAUAUUACAAAGCUGGGAUGUAGUUCAAAUUAGACUAGCCAAUACUUUCUUAUGGAAAACAAGUUUCUUUCAUAGUGAGUGAAACGGGAUAAAUUUAGGCUACAAAGGAAGGCGCAAGAGAAAAGAAAAUGGAUGUAGUUAUAUCAGAACAUGACUUAAACUAUGACCUAGACAAUCAAAGUCAACAUUUGUCCAAUUCCAGUCACGACAAAGUCAUGCAUAGUGCUGUGAUUGACGACAUUGCCUCGGUCAUCGGGUGGAUUUAUUUCACAGCCUGGACAUUGUCCUUCUAUCCUCAAGUUUUCAGCAACUGGAAAAGGAAGAGCGUUGUUGGCUUGAGUUUCGACUUUGUGCUGUUCAACAUGAUUGGAUUCAUUGCCUACUGCUGUUUCAAUGUUGGUCUCUACUGGAUCCCGUCAGUCAAGGCUGAGUAUUUCAAAGAACACAAGGAUGGGGUCAGUCCGGUCCAGAUCAAUGACGUGUUCUUUGCCAUUCAUGCUGUCGCCAUUACACUGGUUGUGAUCAUUCAAUGUUUUAUAUACGAGAGAGGAACUCAGAAGAUAUCCGUCUGGAGUAAAGUUCUGGUCGGCUUCAUCUUUUUAUAUGUGAUCAUUACGCUCAUCCUGACCCUGUCUGGAGAGAUGAUCUGGCUGGACUUUCUCUACAACUUCUCUUACAUCAAACUGGUGGUCACGUGUCUGAAGUACACACCACAGGCUUAUCUAAACUUCAAACGAAAGAGCACUCUAGGGUGGAGUAUUGGCAAUGUGUUGCUGGACUUCAUUGGAGGAUGGCUCAGUAUAAUACAGAUGUUUCUACUGGCUUACAAUGGAGAUGACUGGGACUCCAUAUUUGGUAACGUGACCAAAUUUGGUCUGGGUCUUGUGACGAUAGUUUUCGACUCCCUCUUCAUCUUUCAGCAUUACGUCCUAUACAGAGGUAAGGGCACCUACAGUGUUCUUAAAGAUUAUGAAAUAGCCGUGACCUCGGAGCACCCAACCGGAAGAGGCUCUUCACCAUACACAGCGCCAUUGCUAAAAAAGGAAGAUCUAAAAAUAAGCUCGCCGUGGCUGGACAAAACAGUUCAAAGUGGUCAUUGAUUGUACUUGCAUCCAUCGACAUCUGCCAUUUGUUAUUACAGUCAUCAUGUAUACUGUUUGUAUCAACCUACAUUCCCGUCCAUUUUCAACUAUUUUCUUUUGCUUAUUCUUCAUCAUCAUCAUCCAACUCUAUUAGAGUGAGGGCUUGACGAGGCUCAAAUCCUCUCUUGCUAAAGCCCUGGACAGAAACCCUGCUGUCUUGUGUAGUGCAUUCAUGUCACCAUACAGGUUGAGAAUUUCUGGUUUCCCAGACCUGUCGGACGGAGUUCAGCAAGUCUGGGGCAGUCAAACAGAAUAUGAGGCACGGUUUUCUCUUCUUCCCCACAGCGGGGGCACCGUGAAUCGAAAUUUGGCCAUAGCCGUGAGAAAUAUGAGCCAACAGGACAGUGCCCUAUCCUGCACUGUGCUAUAAUAGCUUGCUCAGGCCUUGAUAGUCUGCACCACGGGGAAGUGAGGUCAGGGCGCCUCAUGCGCUCCCAGACUCCAUGGGCUUUUUGGGACUUGUCCCAGUACUCGAACCACUUUCCCAUUUUUUAAAUUUUUUGUUUUAAUUAUAGUUUGCAUAGCCUUAGCAUAUUCAUACAUCAGGCCGGCCCUCUAAACGUCGGUACUUCGAGUCACAUUUGAUUAAAUGGAAAACAAAAGUCUGGCAUCCAAAACUAUUCCAUGUAAAACUAUGACCAAUUCCUUCUUCCCUAUUCUAGCAUGUAAAAGGCUGCCUGAAUAUUUAGGUAAGCCUACAUGGACAUAAUUAUCUUUUUUAAAGGAAGGUCUGCUAUUUACAUGAUAAUUAAUUAAUUAUGUCUUUGUUGGCCUCCUUCAGUCGUAGAACGACUGUGGUUCAUCUCGCACAAGUGAGACGAAAGCCUGGGCGUUGUUUAUGGUCGGAACGAUGUUGCCCACACAGCAGUUCCCCCUCUCUCCGCGCAGCUGAUGUGAUAAGUCUUUAAUGUCCUUAUUAGUGAACAUUGUAGUUAUUUAAAAAAAAAAGGAUUUAGUGGACGAAUGAUUCAGAGAUAUGAAUAUGAAAUAUGAAAGUGACAUUCCAAAGCUAUUGUAUAAAAUUG
Biomphalaria glabrata is the source of this 2960-nucleotide messenger RNA. Its product is annotated as cystinosin-like. Gene Ontology annotation, cellular component: vacuolar membrane. Gene Ontology annotation, molecular function: L-cystine transmembrane transporter activity. NCBI's taxonomy places the organism in Eukaryota, Metazoa, Mollusca, Gastropoda, Planorbidae. The record is from RefSeq and is a predicted model, not a curated record. The transcript is spliced from 7 exons. Bases 922 to 1893 code for a protein of 323 amino acids. Gene Ontology annotation, biological process: L-cystine transport.